AGGGAUGCCCUGCCAGCCAGCGAGCGCUGCUGAGUAAGGGAGAGCCAAGGAAAGACGCCUGCAUGAAGACUGAGCUGCUGAAAGACAUCACUAACAACAAAGAGGAAGGGUUUAAUGCCAUGGCUGCAGAUGAAAGCGCUACGGAGAAGCAAGUGGGGGAACCAAAAAUGGCAGUAGACGGUGAAACCAACGGUUCCUGUGAGCACAGCGAGGCUGGAGGGCACCCAAACCCAGCCAAAAACACUCAGGACAACACGAAAGUGAGCCAGCAGGACUCUGGGACUAAAUUAAAUAGGAUAGCAGAGAACGGCAUUUCGGAGCGGGACGGAGAGACUGGGAAGCAAAACCACCUGAAAGCAAAUGACUUCACACAGACUUCUGUCACAGGGAGCAAUGGGUAUAUCCUGACCAAGCAGAUGGCACAGGAGCAGCCCCUAAGGACUACCAGCACCUUUGCUUCCCUCACCGGCCAUGCUGCAAAAACCCUGCCUGGAGGAGCGGGCAAGGGCAGGACUGUGGGCCCCUUUUCCCAGCUCCAAGCCACCAUGCCAAGCAAGCUCGGGGAGGGCAGUAAGGACAUGGAUGCUAAAAAAGUCCCUGCUGCUAACGCUGAAGUCAAGGUCCACAGAGCACGGAAGACAAUGCCUAAACCUACCCCCAGCCUGGAGUUGCUUCCUGAAUUGGGAUCGAAGCUGAAUCUGAAACAGCACGCAAGUAAAGACCCCAAAGAUGGGAGAGACAGCAGAGAUCAAAAAGAACCCAAGGAGAAGGAGUUUGAGAACAUGCUGGACUUUGUGAAGCCGUUGUCGUUGCCCUCUCUCCCGGGCCUUCACCAGUCACUACCUCAGAACCAGAGCUAUGUGGCCACCACGAAGUCGCAGACAGCUGCUGCAGUAUCUCGGAAGAAAAAACGGAGAAUGGGAACCUAUAGCCUGGUUCCCAAGAAAAAGACCAAAGUGUUAAAACAGAGAACAAUGAUUGAGAUGUUUAAGAGCAUAACUCAUUCCUCUGCAGGUGCCAAGAGUGACAAGGACCUGGGUGAUGCCAGCCCUCAUGUGAAUGGGGAAAGCAUAGAUGUGGACUCUGAAGAGGAGGACUCUGAUGAGUUGGAGGAGGAGGAUGAUCAUGGAGCAGAGCAGGCAGCCGUGUUCCCUGUGGAUGAGAACAGGACCUGUAAAGACAGUGCAUCCGAUGCAGACAACGCCAGAAAGAUCGAUGAUGGCGAGUCUGAGGAGGAACAAGAGUCUGUAGAGUCUGGGGAGGAGGAGGAGGAUGGAGACGAGUCUGACUUGAGCUCGGAGUCCAGUGUCAAGAAGAAGCUGCUGAAGAGGAAAGGGAAGACGGACAGUCCAUGGCUGAAACCCACCCGCAAGAGGAGACGGAGGAAUAAAAAGAAACAAGCCAGUGUUUUAGGUGCCGAAGCCUAUAAACCAUCGCUGGGCAGGGAGGGCCCGGGCCAGGAGAACAGCAUGGAGUACAUGGAGGUGUCCCUGGAUUCCCUGGACCUGCGGGUGAAGGGCAUCCUGUCCUCGCCGGCGGGGGGUCUUUCCAAUGGUCCUGAAGCAAUGGAAGUAGAUGGUCUCCAGGAAGUUCCCCUCUGUAGCUGUCGAAUGGAAACCCCCAAAAGCAGAGAGAUCACCACGUUAGCCAACAACCAGUGCAUGGCCACGGAGAGCGUGAACAACGAGCUGGGUCGAUGCACAAACAGUGUGGUUAAGUAUGAACUGAUGCGCCCGUCUAACAAAGUCCAGCUUUUGGUGCUGUGUGAGGACCAUAGAGGGAGGAUGGUGAAACACCAGUGUUGCCCUGGCUGUGGAUACUUUUGCACUGCAGGCACUUUCAUGGAGUGUCAGCCGGAGAGCAGCAUCUCCCACCGCUUCCACAAGAGCUGUGCCUCCCAGGUCAACGACACGAGCUACUGCCCACACUGUGGGGAAGAGGCCUCCAAGGCCAAGGAGGUGACAAUAGCAAAGGCUGACACGACCUCCACGGUGUCCCUGACCUACGAGCAGCAGAAACCGGCGGCUGUGGAGGGAAGGGCCGACACCACGACGGGGAGUGGCACUGGGACACGGUUGUCAGAGGAAGACAAACCAGAAAGUUCAGCUGCUGAGGGGUUUGACAUGGCUGGGUCUUCAGUUUUUGCUAAGCCUACUACUAACCUGACCCAGGGACCAGUUAAAGAAACUCUGGAAAGUGCCCUGAUUGCCCUGGACUCUGAAAAACCCAAGAAGUUACGGUUCCACCCGAAGCAGUUGUACUUCUCUGCCAGGCAAGGGGAGCUGCAAAAGGUCCUGCUGAUGUUGGUGGAUGGAAUUGACCCUAAUUUUAAAAUGGAGCAUCAGAGUAAGAGAACCCCUCUCCAUGCUGCUGCUGAGUCUGGCCACGUGGACAUCUGCCAUAUGCUGAUUCAGGCUGGUGCCAACAUAGACACCUGCUCCGAGGACCAGAGGACCCCUCUGAUGGAAGCAGCAGAAAACAACCACCUGGAAACUGUGAAAUACCUGAUCAAGGCUGGAGCACUAGUGGAUCCUAAGGAUGCAGAGGGCUCCACGUGUCUGCACUUGGCAGCCAAGAAGGGGCACUACGACGUCGUUCAGUACCUGCUCUCCAACGGGAAGAUGGAUGUCAACUGCCAGGAUGACGGAGGCUGGACGCCCAUGAUCUGGGCCACGGAGUACAAGCACAUCGAGCUGGUGAAGCUGCUGCUGGCGAAGGGCUCGGACAUCAACAUCCGUGACAACGAGGAAAACAUUUGUUUGCACUGGGCUGCUUUUUCUGGCUGUGUGGACAUAGCAGAGAUCCUGCUGGCAGCUAAGUGUGACCUACACGCCGUGAACAUCCACGGGGACUCGCCCCUGCACAUCGCAGCCCGAGAGAACCGCUACGAGUGCGUGGUUCUCUUUCUCUCCCGUGGCUCGGAUGUCACUUUAAAGAACAAGGAGGGUGAGACUCCGCUCCAGUGCUCCAGCCUUAACUCUCAGGUCUGGGUGGCCCUACAGAUGAACAAGACUCUCAAAGAAUCAUCCACUGAGAAGCCUGCCCAGAUAGAGAAGGUGGUGAGCAGGGACAUUGCCCGGGGUUACGAGCGCAUCCCGAUUCCCUGUGUCAACUCCGUGGACAGCGAGCCCUGUCCCAGCAACUACAAAUACGUUUCCCAGAACUGUGUCACCUCCCCGAUGGACAUUGACAGGAACAUCACUCAUUUACAGUAUUGUGUCUGCAUAGACGACUGCUCCUCCAGUAACUGCAUGUGUGGCCAGCUCAGCAUGCGCUGCUGGUAUGACAAGGAUGGCCGACUCCUGCCCGAGUUCAACAUGGCUGAGCCCCCCCUGAUCUUCGAGUGUAACCACGCGUGCUCCUGCUGGAGAACCUGCAGGAACAGGGUGGUGCAGAACGGGCUCAGGACUCGAUUGCAGCUUUAUCGGACACAAAAGAUGGGCUGGGGAGUGCGAACGAUGCAGGACAUUCCGCUGGGAACCUUCGUGUGCGAGUACGUGGGGGAGCUGAUCUCUGACUCUGAGGCAGAUGUCCGUGAGGAGGACUCCUACCUCUUCGACCUUGACAACAAGGAUGGAGAGGUGUACUGCAUAGAUGCCCGUUUCUAUGGCAACAUCAGCCGCUUCAUCAACCACCUCUGCGAGCCCAACCUCAUCCCGGUGCGGGUGUUCAUGUCCCACCAGGACCUUCGCUUCCCUAGGAUCGCCUUCUUCAGCACCAGGCACAUAGAGGCUGGAGAGGAGAUUGGCUUUGACUACGGGGACAGGUUCUGGGACAUCAAAGGCAAAUUCUUCAGCUGUCAGUGUGGUUCACCCAAGUGCAAACACUCGAGCUCAGCGCUGGCCCAGCGGCAGGCGAGCACCUCGGCCCAGGACACGCAGGAGAACGGGCUCCCCGACACCAGCUCUGCCACGGCAGCCGGCCCCUUUUGAGGCUCUGCUCCCCCAGAGACUGACUGCUUUUAACCCUAUUAGAUUCACAUACUGUCCGAAUUUCCAUUUAAAAGAGAGGGGGAAAAAAAAACAAAAAAAAGAAAAGGAAAAAAAAAAAAGAAAACGAAAGAAACAAACAAAAAAAAAGAGAAAAAAAGGAAAAAAAAAAAAGAAACCAAACCUGCUCAAGGAAAGCCAAGGGUUCGAGACGCUUUUAGGGCUGUGCCACCGACUGUUACUUGAGGAAUAAGGAAAAGCAAAUCCCGGCUCCGUGAUGUUGUUCUCCCCUCCCUGGUCCUGGAAAGCUGCUGGUUUUCCCAGUGGUGUGUGGAGGGGUGGCUGGAGCAGCUCAUUCCACAGGAGCUGCCCCCCUGUGUGACCGUGCCGAGUGCUGUCAGAGCCAAGGAGAGCCGCCCGUCCUCCGACUCCUUGGGGGAUCCUCACCCCGAGUCCCUCCGGCUCACGUGUCAUGGACUGGGAGCACUGGGACUCUGUUUCUGGGAGCGGGAGGUGCUGGCUCUGGGUUUGCUGGGCACAGCCCCGGGGCAGGUUCUGCUGGUUGGUUUUUGUUGGUUUGGUUGGUUUUUUGGUUGGUUGUUUUUUUUUUUUUUUGUUCUAAUUAACAAUCCCCCCCCCCCCACACACACACACACCCUCCUCCGAUCUCGCAGGACGUCGUGGUGCCGAGGAGCAACGGGGCCUUCCUAACAAAUUCCCUCCUUCCUUCCCAAAUCCCACGGCUUUUCUCUCAUCUGAUGAGAAGGAAGCCACGCUCCUUCCAACCCCUGGCUCUCUGCAGAGCCCACCCCGCUCCCUCCUGGGCCUUCUCCGUUACAAACCAGCUCUGCCCACGACCCUUGGCUGUGUUCCUGUCUCAGUGUUGGGUUCCUCCACGAAGGAUUUCCACCCUGUCCCAUUAAUGGUUUUUAGAGAGAGAGAAGGUUGAAGAGGAUUUUACAAGACACUAAUUCCUUAAGGAAACGCAGUUUUUUUUUCCUUUUUUUAAAAGAUAAAUAUGGAUGAUAUAUAUAUUAUAGAGAACCUUGACUGGCUGGGGUGAAGAGCAGACGGGACAUGUCACGGUGAGAAGAUCCCAGAUGCCACCAGCUCGUCUGUUCCCAUCACUUUGCCCAACCCUGGGCACCUUCAAUUGAUUUUUAAGUCACACGCUCUGAAGUUUCAAUGGACUGUUUUAUUUUUUACCAUUAUUGGAACAUUGGGGACAAGCAUUAAAAGACUAAAGCGAAUUAAAAAAUAAUAAUAAUAAUAAUAAUUAAAAAAAAAUAAAAACGCCACAAAAAAAAGAAAAAAAAACACCAAAAAAAC
Chiroxiphia lanceolata (lance-tailed manakin) is the source of this 5258-nucleotide messenger RNA. It is a transcript of the gene EHMT1, whose product is annotated as euchromatic histone lysine methyltransferase 1. The record is from RefSeq and is a predicted model, not a curated record. Gene Ontology annotation, molecular function: p53 binding; histone H3K9 methyltransferase activity; zinc ion binding. Gene Ontology annotation, cellular component: nucleus. Lineage: Eukaryota; Metazoa; Chordata; Aves; Passeriformes; Pipridae. Bases 63 to 3932 code for a protein of 1289 amino acids. The transcript has 28 exons.